CGUCUACAAAGCUCUGGUCACGAGAGCACCCACGAAACUCGAGAAGUCCUCCGUGCGGCGCCUCUUGCAACAGGAUCAUUGAAGACAUCUCCUACUCCAGGAUGACUCUAAUCCCAUCGUUGAUCCCGUGUCCAGCCACGGGCGAGACCGCCCAUCUCGUACAAUGUUCUUGGACGACGCGCAUUGAUUCAAAGCGCAAGCGAGGGCCUUAACUUAAGGCCGGUCUGUUUGAGGCCUGAGCGUAGGGGAUAAGCCCAUGACAACCCUCGAGCGUCCGCAUGCCGAGCGGUUGGUAUGUGACCUGGCGAGGUGCCCCGACUAGAAGAUGUGGCAAGGGCGCGGUUUGCGCAAUCUUCAUAUGCCAUCUCGAUCAAAAAGUUCAAGCCUCAUGCCUCCACGAUGAAGUCGUUCUGCCUCGAAAGGCCUGAAUCGGAGGAUGUAAGAUACAUCAAGAAAGAAGUCAUUUCGCCGCACAAGUCAAUCUUGUCACCAGAGUUCGAACCCCCUUCCAUACCUGAAGAUGAAAAGUACGAGGGAACAGAGGUAGACCCGAACGUUCUGUCAGCACUCCCCGAUGGGACGCGGGCCAUCUGGUCAGCGACAUACAGAGCCUCGUUCUGGGCCAUCAGCACAAAAAUUGACGCUGAGGACCCAGAAGGUGACAAGAAGUCCUACUUCAUGAAGGUAAGACGAACGGAAACGCUCAGCCUAACGCGUACAGUGUUGAUUCAGGGCGACGAUAAGGUUUACACGACUGUCAAGGCUCAAGCACAGGCAAUUGGCGAGUACUUGUCCACAAAAGCCAUAUACGCUGUCAUCCCCGACAGCGUGCCCAGGCCUAUCGCACUCGGCUCCCUCGCCCGAGAUCCAAGCAAGCAUUUCUACCUCGCCGAGUACAAAGACAUGAAAGAAGAAAUGCCACCUCUACGAGAUCUGGCCUCGGUCAUCGCCAACCUGCACAACAACUCCAUCUCCCCCAACGGACGAUUCGGGUUCCAGGUGCCGACGUCGCAAUCCCUGCAGCUCGAGAACACCUGGUGCGACACGUGGGAAGAGUUCUUCACCCGCGCGUUCCGCAACACGGUCCGACUCGAGCAGGAGAUCCAGGGCGCCCACGACGAGCUGCAGCGGCUGGCCGACGAGAUGUGCGACAAGGUGAUCCCUCGCCUGCUCCGUCCGAUGGAGACCGGAGGCCGGAAGCUCAAGCCCACCCUCCUGCACGGGGACCUGUGGCACGGCAACAUCGGCGUGGACCUCAUGACCGACCAGGUGGUGCUGUACGACUGCUGCGCGUUCUACGGCCAUCAUGAGUACGACCUCGGCAUGUUCCGCGCGUCGCGCUACCGCACCUCCCGGGCGCACGUGGAUGCGUACAACGAGCUCGUCCCAAUCUCCGACCCGGCCGCGGACUUCGACGACCGGAACGCGCUGUACGCGCUGCGCGUCGACCUCGAGGUGUCGUGCGGGUGGCCCGAGAACAAGAGGAUGAGGCAGCUCGCUAUCGAGGAGAUGAGGCGCCUGGUCGGAAAGUAUCCCGGGGGAUAUGAGGCGUGGGAGAAGGAGGAAGUGGAGGAGGAGGACCGUGGUAAGAGGAGGCACUAA
Cladophialophora immunda is the source of this 1602-nucleotide messenger RNA. RefSeq lists its product as uncharacterized. The record is from RefSeq and is a predicted model, not a curated record. The transcript is spliced from 5 exons. Bases 400 to 1602 code for a protein of 400 amino acids. NCBI's taxonomy places the organism in Eukaryota, Fungi, Ascomycota, Eurotiomycetes, Chaetothyriales, Herpotrichiellaceae.